This is a messenger RNA of Helianthus annuus (common sunflower), 1224 nucleotides long. Its product is annotated as general transcription factor 3C polypeptide 3. The transcript is spliced from 9 exons. Gene Ontology annotation, molecular function: protein binding. The record is from RefSeq and is a predicted model, not a curated record. Gene Ontology annotation, cellular component: transcription factor TFIIIC complex. Bases 1 to 1152 code for a protein of 383 amino acids. Gene Ontology annotation, biological process: transcription by RNA polymerase III. NCBI's taxonomy places the organism in Eukaryota, Viridiplantae, Streptophyta, Magnoliopsida, Asterales, Asteraceae.
AUGAUGUGGAUCAAUCUUGACCACACAAUUAAGGCUAGAAUAAAGAAAAGGUUACCAAAAAGCGUGUUGUAUAAAAGACUUCAAGUGCUGGACGAACAUCAAACCGGCAACGUAUUUCAUGGAUUCCGUCCCAUUGCUUUGUCUUCAGAUCUGUCUAAAGCUGCUCGAGCUAAGAAGUUGCUUCAGAAAAAAGAAACAAAAAGAGAAGAAAAACGAGCUGCAGCGUUGGCUGCUGGAAUUGAGUGGCAAAGUGACGAAUUGGAUGAUGAAUCUCCUGCGGCAUAUAGAGAACCUCCCAUGCCUAAUAUCUUAAAGGAUGAUGACCAACUUACACUUAUUGUGGAUUUAUGCAAAGGAUUAGUAUCAGUGAAAAAAUAUUCAGAAGCACUUGAAAUUAUCACAUCGAUUCUCAAGUUGGCACAAAACACUUUAUCAGUAGAGAAGCAAGAGGAACUUGGAGCGCUUGGGGCACAGAUAGCAUACAAUAAUAUUGAUGGCCCAACAAAUGGAUGGGACUGUGCUCGAUACAUCGUUACCCAAAAUCCUUACAGCUUUGCAGCAUGGAAUUGCUACUAUAAAUUAAUAUCGAGGCUGGAUAAGCAUAAGAAAUUCUUGCAAGAGAAGUUUGUGAAACAUGAAGAUUGUAUACCGGUUCUUUUAAUUAAAGGCCAUCAAUUUACAAUGCUUAGCCAACAUCAAGCAGCUGCAAGUUGUUACUUGAAAGCCUAUAAAUUGAUGCCUGAAAAUGCCUUGGUCAAUCUUUGUGUUGGAACUGCCCUGAUCAACCUAUCUCUCGGACUUCGACUUAAUAACAAGCAUCGAUGUGUUCUGCAAGCUUUAGCUUUUCUCUAUAACAAUCUUCGCCUUUCAGAAAACAGCCAGGAAUCCUUAUACAACCUAGCCCGAGCCUAUCAUCAUGUUGGUUUAGUCUCGGUUGCAGCUACAUAUUAUGAAAAGGUGCUUGCGGUUCAUCAACAAGAUCACCCUAUACCAAAGCUGCCAAAUGAUGGUCCAGAAAUCACUAAUGAUCCGAAGCCCGGAUAUUGUGACCUUAAAAGAGAAGCAGCUUACAAUUUGCACCUUGUCUAUAAAAGUAGUGGAUCUGUAGAUCUUGCUAGGCAGGUACUUAAAGAUCAUUGUAGUAUUAAAUAAUAAUGUAUGACUUUUGGAAUGUUUGGACUGUUUCUCAUGAAAAAUAAAAACAUAAGAGUAAACUUCCGUUUU